CAAACAAAAAACAACACAAAAAAAAACAGAUAAACUAGAACAUCUGUCGCCCACACUAUCAUCUUUUUCGUAUUACAAAAACUAUUUAUUUCCACUUAUAAUCUUUUAAAAAAAUAUAACAUUCCAAAUAUAAUGUCCAACAUGAAAAAACAUUCCAAAGAAAACCGUAAAACCAUUUCCACCAUCGAAACCCAUCGAACAUGUACAAUUCCAGUGAGAAAAUCUACAACAAAUCCAUGCACAGUAAUUAGACAUCCAAUUACCGCAAAUGAUUUGGGUGAUGAAUUGACAAAUCUCAUCUACUCGGAAGCUGCCAACAAAGAAAACACGGGUAAUUACGAUGAACCCAUUUUGAAUACAAUUCUAGCAUUGGGUCGACAAAUGCAAUCAUUGCAAUUGGAUAGACAACCAAUGCGAACUCUAAGUUCGAUUGACGAACUCUCACCACGAUCAAAAGCUGUUGUUAUUCCAAAGAUCUCAAAAAAACUAAACUUUCCCCAUGACAAGACUAUCUUUCGCAAUCUCAUUCCAAUCAAUGUCAACGACUCUAUUUUGUUACCGAAAAAGAAAUCAUCAAUUCGUAAAAAGUAUAUUGUAAAUCAUAAAGUUCCUACUCCCGAUUUGGGUGAUUUUUUGGAUCCAAUUGCACCACUGGAACAUAUUAUUCCCGAACCAGAUAUCGAUUUGAUACACGAUCCGAAUGAUAUAAAUUCAUUUGAAGAAUUUUAUGAAUUUUAUCGUGAUGUUAAUCCUCGAUGGAUUAGAGAUGAAUAUCAAUUAUGAUCUCAUGAAAGAAAUCUCAAUUUUAAUUAAUUAAUUAACUCUUUAAAGUACAAAUACAAAAAUAAAUGUGCGACAUUUUAUUUUGAAAAA
Messenger RNA from Episyrphus balteatus (marmalade hoverfly), 873 nucleotides. RefSeq lists its product as uncharacterized. Bases 133 to 783 code for a protein of 216 amino acids. The transcript has 2 exons. NCBI's taxonomy places the organism in Eukaryota, Metazoa, Arthropoda, Insecta, Diptera, Syrphidae. The record is from RefSeq and is a predicted model, not a curated record.